Eurytemora carolleeae is the source of this 1244-nucleotide messenger RNA. Its product is annotated as kelch-like protein 20. Lineage: Eukaryota; Metazoa; Arthropoda; Copepoda; Calanoida; Temoridae. Bases 40 to 1089 code for a protein of 349 amino acids. Gene Ontology annotation, molecular function: protein binding. The transcript is spliced from 11 exons. The record is from RefSeq and is a predicted model, not a curated record.
UUGAAUAAUUUAAAUGUUAUUGUUAGUCGGAACCUUAAGAUGAGAGCAAACCUUAUUUUUCUUGUCUGUAUUUCCCAUGCUGCCGCCGAGUGCUGUCUCGGGAGGACUGAACCUGGCGGGGAUACAUAUGUUUUCAAUUCUACUGCUCAGCUAGCAAACCUACCAGCCGACUGCUAUAGUGGAUGCUUGUAUCACAAGCGUGGAGACACAUCAGGCGAGCUUUUUUGUUUUGGUGAGGGUAAUGUUACUACUGAAUGCAGUGGCGAGGGACAGCUGGAAACUGUUCUGCUGUUCUCAGAUCCAGAUGGAGCCCAAAGUUAUCCCUGUGAUUUUUCUUAUGAUGGUGGCGUCUUUAGUUAUUUAAACAGUGCAGGAGCUGCAUAUCUAAAUGGAAAAGUCUAUUCCUGUACCUCAAAAUGGUGUUAUGCCAAUACUGGAAGAAAUGGUAGAUGGGAACAGAUUGCAUCAUUUCCCUUCUAUAUAGGAAAUUAUGCAAUGUCAUCUGUGGGAUCAUAUAUUUUUGUCACAUAUAAGAAUUCCAUUAUGCGGUAUGAGGGAAAUUCUUGGUCAAACUUGGACAAAAAUCUUACCACUUACAGAAUACGUCACUGUUCUGUUACAGUAAGUGAUACUGAACUGAUCCUUAUUGGUGGUAAUUUCAAUAAAAAUGUUAUUACAACAAGUGUAGAAAAGUAUGACGUAGAUGGAAAUUUGGUUGAAACUUUACCAAGUUUAGAAAACUACAGAGAAAGAAUUGGAUGUGCAUUAUUUGAGGAUUCAAUCUAUGUUGCUGGAGGAACCGUCCUAUAUGCGAACAGCUACGAUAGUUCUGAAAGUUAUUGGGAUGCAACUACUGAUGUGUUUGCAUACAGUUUGACCAACAAAGAAUGGCGACCAAUUAAUAAAUUAAACUGGGUAAGAUCUGGUUUAACCAUGGUGGUGCUAAAUGGAAAACUGACAGUGUUUGGAGGCAGACAGGAUGAAAGAACAACAAUAGAAGAAUAUGAUGGAGAGGAAUGGACACUUUUGGAUGCUGCAUUACCAAAGCAAUUCUUAAAUGGUGCAUCUGUUGUUGUUCCUUGUCCAUAAUUAAAUUUUUUGAUUUAAUUGGAUGAAAAUUAAAAUUUGCAAGAUUAAGGAACUGGAGAAGGCAUUGAUUUAAUCUAAUCUUCUUCGAUUUUUACAUUUAACAUAAUUAUGAUUGAUGUAAUAAUAAUUUCAAAAUAAAAUUGGUGAAAAAAAGA